This is a messenger RNA of Panicum virgatum (switchgrass), 1988 nucleotides long. RefSeq lists its product as uncharacterized. Lineage: Eukaryota; Viridiplantae; Streptophyta; Magnoliopsida; Poales; Poaceae. Bases 344 to 1699 code for a protein of 451 amino acids. The transcript has 3 exons. The record is from RefSeq and is a predicted model, not a curated record.
ACGUCAUCAUCCUAUGCGAGCGUGGCCCCAAGACCAAGAAACGACAGGCGAGAGGAGCAGAGGAGAUCAGGAGACCCCCACUGCUACUCCAUCUAAUCCGCUAGCCAUCGACCCUCGUUUCCUUGCUCCAUUCCUGUGGGACUCGUCGGAUUCACUCGCCGUCAGUCCAUGGUUUUGGCCCCUCGCCCCCACCCAUAAAGCCGAUGGGUUAGCACCCCCCGCCGCGCAAAGAACCCGAGGAGAGGACGGAAGCCGCGGCGACGGUCGUCCCCCUUCCUCUCACCGCCGGCGCUGCCCCGGAUCGCCGAGGCUUGCAGGUCCGUUUUUGUGAUUGGUGAAAAUAAUGGCUGCUGCUGAAGCAAGGGCUGCCUGGCAACGUGCUGCGAACCGUUGCCUGGUUCAGGAGGACAGAAAGAGAGCCCCAAAACUAGCCUGCUGUCCGUCGUCCGCUGAACAUGGUACAAACAAUGGGAACUGUAGAAAUGCUGAAGAUCGUCCCAUUUCCAAUUUCAUGCCUUUGAGCUGGAAUCCCAUGAAUUCUAAUCUGCCACCAGAUGUUAGAUGGUGGGUUCAGUUACAGCCAAAUUUCGGGAUCCAGAAGGAUCUUGCUAGUGAGCGGGUUUGUUGUUUAGGCAGGGACAUUGAUGAGAAGAACGUGGAGGAUUCAGCACCGAAGCCUAAACAUGAGGGAACAUUAUUUUGUGAAGCAGUUGACACCAAAACUAAGAAGAGUGGGGAUAUUUUUGGGCCUCCUGAAAAAGGCUUAGAAUUAGAAGACCUGACGACUGUUGGUUGCUAUUCUCAAGUGUCUAAGUGCAGAGAAACUGCCAGCAAUUGUUUGUACAAGGAUAUAGAAUUCCCAGAUUUCGAAUGUAUUGACCCAGAACCUUUGAAGAACCCAGAGAAGGCUGAUUUUGAUAUGGAUGUACCUUGGAAAGAAGGUGAAAAGACUCAACCAUGGUGGCAGACCGCUGAUGAGAAUGAGCUUGCUUUACUGGUUGCAGAAAGAGCAACACAGCACAUUGAAAACUGUGAUCUGCCAAGACCUACCAAGACAGUACCUGUUCACGGGACAGAACCAUAUACUCGCAAACAUAUAGGUGACUAUGGGGGGCCAUCAUCUCCUGCAGGAAGACUGUCACAUCCUCUUCCUGGACAAUGUGAGAAUGUGAAGUGUAGCUAUAGCACUGCAAGCACAUAUACAUUAAGUGUGUCACAAGAUUUUUCUAGCAGUAGCACUACAGGAUCAGAAAGCAAACAAACACUACAGAAUGCAACGGAGCGGGAUAAGAUUUUGGAGGCACUUCGUCACUCACAAACCCGCGCUAGGGAAGCCGAGAUGGCUGCCAAGAAAGCACACAAUGAAAAAGAUGAUGUCAUCAAGCUUUUGUUCCGUCAGGCCUCACAUCUCUUCGCAUGCAAUCAGUGGCUGAAAAUAAUGCAGCUGGAGAAUAUUGUCCUCCAGCUCAAGCAUAAAGAGCAUCAGAUAGCGUCCAUAAUACCUGAACUUCCAUGGAUGACCCUGAAGGAGAAGCCUACACAGGAUCAAGAGCAGAAAGAUUGGACUAGGAGAAAAGGUAGAAGGCAGAAGAAGGGAGGCAGCUUCUUUGACGCGAUCUUAUUUGCAGUCGGGCUAGGUCUUGCUGGUGCCGGUUUUCUUCUUGGUUGGACCCUGGGUUGGCUGUUGCCAAAGCUGUAGAGAGUUAGCUAAGCAUUUUGCUGUGUAGAUCCAUAGAUGGAAGGUCCAGGUGGACCCUUCUACCCUUCAUGAGAAUGGUGUCAAAUAUCAAAAUCUGUUAGGCCAGGAUCUGUUGGUUUGGAAAUGGAUUCUGGUGCGUGCAAAGACGUAAAUGAAUCUCCAUACUGCCCAUGGUUUUUUUUUUUUGGUUUUGUCUUGGUGUAAAUAUGCGUCUAUUUGGUAUCUCUGAAUAUUGUACAUAUGAAUCACUGUUGAAUUGGAAACUUUGUCGUCUGUCUGGUUCAGCAUA